AUGGGAGUCUGUUGUAUCAAUCCUUAAAAGAGUCAAGAAGAUUAGAGUGUCAUGAUCUUGUUUUUCCUUAGUGAAGAAAAUUAAUAAAUAGUAUAAUAACAAUUCAAGGAUGUAUUAAACUUUUCAUUUGAAAAAUUGAUGAUAUUUUCAGAUUUUAGAUAUUAUCAGAGUAGAUUAUUUAUUUCAAAUGGAAAACUUCUGCCCUCCCCUGAUGAUUUUAAGUUGUAUUUGGGAAAUUGUUGUUUAGAAGGGAAUUUAAGAUAAAUUGUAGUUUUAGUGGAUUUGAAGACAUGCAAAAAUGAUUUUAAUCAAUUUAGCUACGUGAAAAGAUUGUAACAAAAUGAUUAAUUUAAAGACAUUACAAGUUUAUUUUUUCUUAAUAGUUUAGAAGAAAAUAUUACAUAAAAAGAUAAUGGGAUCUUAAAUUAACUUGGUCUUAAUUUCUAGAAAAUUCAAUCAUUCCAAUUAAAAGAAACACUCAAAAAAACUCUUGACUCUUAAAAUUAUGUUAGUAAAUAAAUCUAAUAUAACCUUCCAACAAUCAAAUAAUGUGAAACAUGUUAGGAAAUGGUUAAAGACUUAAUAAAUGAAAAAAAAAAGUUCUAUCAAACCCCUUCAUGUGGUAAUAUUGAUUUGUAUUUUAAAUUGUUGAUUGAUCUUCGAAAUUAAGUCGUAUACUCAUGUCCAAAAUGUAAUAAUAGAGAUGAUAAAAAGCAUAGAAAUGCUCUUUAUUUUAAGUUUAAUAUUGAAAUUAUAAAGCUAAUACAGAAUUUUACAUAAAAUAUCUUUUAAUAGAUCGAAAUUUAUUGUAAGAGAUUCUAGUUCAUGAUAAAAUGUUGUUCCAUCUGCAAAACUAUAUUCUAUUAAAACAGUCAAAAGUAUCCAAAAAAAAUCGAAUUUUUCAACAACUUACAAAAUAAUUGCAAUUCUUGCAAGUUUCAAGAAAAUAAGUAAGAAAUAUAAUUAAGAUAUAAAUCAUAGUUAGAAUUUUUCUCAAUGAAUACAAUUAUAAAAAAAUUGCAAACAAACUUAUCCUAUCUACAAUAUUCUGAAAUCCAAAAAGAAUAAUCAAUAAUAAUACAAAUGGACAAACAUGAUUUAGAAAAAUUGGAUGCCAGCAAAAUUCAGCCACAAAAUUCAAAUCUAAAUCUGAGUUCUCCAUCUCCAUCAAAAAUAAUCGAGAAAUAAAAUAAAAAUAUAAUGCUUAUAGGAAUGGGUGGAGUUGGUAAAACAUAUAUUUAUAACAAAUUAUCUGAAAAUAAUGAUUGCUAAUAAAAAUAUAAUGAGUUUACUCAGAAGUCAGUUCAUAAGAACAAAGAACUUUAAAAUUCUAACAAUAGUUCAUUCAAUGUUAUAGACACUCCACCUUUCGAACUUGUAGAUGAGAACUAAAUGCCGAAUUCAUAAAAAAUAGAUUGGUUUGGUAAUUGCUUUACAAAAAAUAAAGUAAGUAAAAUAUUUAUUGUUACAAAUUACGGUAGAAUAGAAAUUAUGAAAAAAAAAAUUAUGGAUUGCUAUAAAUUCUUAAAAAAAUUUUAAAAGAUACUUAUUAUCAUAAUUUUGAAUCUCUAAACUGAAAUAGAGCUGAAACAGUCAUCGUAAGAAAUGGUGGAAUUAGAAUAGUAUUUUGAAUUGGAAUGUAUAUAUUUCAAUCAAGUAGAUAAUGCGGGAACUUUUAGAGAGAAAAUAGCAAAUACUAUUUAUUCGAGCACUGAUGAAUACUUAGAUUUAGAUGAUACAAAAUUUGAUAAAAAAAAAAAUCAAUUAAUGUAAUCUUAAUUUGAAGAAAAAUUCACAUUAAUCAAAAACUAACAACAGAUUCUAAAGAUUUAAGAAAAUAUUUAGAUGCUAAUGUAAUAAAACAAAGAAAAAGAGGUAUAAAAAAGAAAAAUAACUUAAAAAAAAAAAGAGUUGGAGAUUGAGAAGUAACAACUAUUAAAUUACCUGUAACACAUUUUUCAAAAGAUUGAAAAUCUUGUCAAUGAUGAAAAUGAAUUAUAAACUUAAGAUUAGAGAAUAGAUCAAGAAUAGAAUGAGUUAGAGAUGGACGUGUUAAGGCUAGAGAAGCGAAGGUUUGAAUUAAAAUGUAAAAAGGAUUGA
Messenger RNA from Paramecium tetraurelia, 2100 nucleotides. RefSeq lists its product as uncharacterized. Gene Ontology annotation, molecular function: GTP binding. The transcript has a single exon. The record is from RefSeq and is a predicted model, not a curated record. NCBI's taxonomy places the organism in Eukaryota, Ciliophora, Oligohymenophorea, Peniculida, Parameciidae.